CUGCAUAUACUAAAUGGGCUUGUAAUGCAUUCAUACUGAAAUAAAUAGCACAAGGGUCCGUGUAUCAUCUGAUCAUUCAAUUAUUUCAUUUAAUCUGGCAAACGAAAAACGGGCAAAACAGGUCGAUAUUUCGUUUUUCGGUGGUUCUGUAUGAACCAAAAAAUGAAAGCUGAUGUCUUUUUUCCAGUUUUCAGCUCGAAACCGAAAAACAAAUAAACCGAAAAACCCAAACGAAAUAAUACGGCUAAUUUACGUUUUUCUGUAUUUUUCCAGUUCUCACGGUGUUUACAGCUGCGCGCCGCGCUUUGCACAUGCGCACUGAAUAGCAGCUCAAUAAGCCUGUGAUCAUUUCUGGUGACUGGUAUGCCGAAAGACCCACAAUGGCAUCACUCGAGUCAUACAUGCCAGUAAUAUAUGAUAUGUUUGUGAAUGGAGUGACAUAUAGGGAGAUGUCUGAAAGGCUGCGAGAAAUGGGUGUCCAGCGGGGAAACUCUGAGAUCAGUAUCCGGAGACAACUUGCCAAACACAAUUUGCGGAGAAAAGGACACUCUUCUGAUUCAGACCUUGAAAUUGCAGUCUCUCGAGCAAUACAUCAGACUGGAUCAACUUAUGGUCGUAAAAUGAUGACAGGCUUCCUGUCAUCAGUUGGAGUACGUGCAGGAGAAUGCCGAAUCGGACGUGUUCUGAGAGCAGCCCAUGCCCCACCACGAAGAACGGCGUAAAGGUACCCGUAACUUUAACCCAAACCCAUAUACUGCAGAAUACAUGGGACACAAGCUACACAUGGACCAAAACGAAAAAUUGGUCAUGUUUGGAGUGACUCAUGUAAUUGCUGUGGAUGGAUACAGCAAGAAAAUUGUUGCAAAUGCAAUUAUGCCUACCAAAAACAAUCUAGCCAUCUAUGAUGCUGUGUACAGACCUGCAGUAACACAUUAUGGAAUGUGGGAUCAACUUCGUGUGGAUCAUGGCAAAGAAUUUUACCUCAGUCUGUACAUGCAAGAGAGGCUGUCAGAAUAUAGACACAACCAGCAAAGAGCACCAUACCUCCAAACUCAGUCAACAAGGAAUCACACAGUGGAAAGGAUGUGGCCAGAAAUCAACAACCGGGUAAAUUACCCACUAAAAGAGGCCCUCAUACAACUACAAGAUCAGGAAGCAAUAGAUAUGGAGGACAGCCUGACAAGGUUCUGCACAUCCAAUCUGACUGGCCAAAUGUGCCAGAUUGGAAUAAAUAGAUUUGUGCAUUCAUGGAAUGCUCACAGGAUCCCAGGGAGAGGGAUACCAAAUCAGCUGGCUGGGACAGGAACACCGAGAAAAAUCACAGCAGAUCUUCUACCAGAUGCCACGGUAGCAGCUGACAUGUAUGACAGGGACAUGGGAUCAUCCCUCACCAGAAUAUCUUCUUUCGGAAGUGACCCCUUUCUGUCUGAGGCAGACAAAGUGAGAGUAGAGCAGCACUUUUCACAGUAUUACCCAGACCUUGCAGUUGUUUUUGACAAUGUUGCCAAUUACAACUAUGUCCCAUUCAAACAGGCUUUGAUCUACCUCAUUAAUGUAACAAAGAGAUUUUCCUAAUUUCAUAUGUCUUGGAUCAUGUGGAACCUUGCCAUAAAUCGAGGAAUAGCCUCAGCCAUGAGGAAAAUGUUAGCACUUAUUUUCUGUUUAGUAUACAUACUGUAAAUAUGGACUCCAACAUUAUGCAGUCACUACUAUGUACUCU
Molecule: messenger RNA, 1720 nt
Organism: Megalobrama amblycephala (Wuchang bream)
Lineage: Eukaryota; Metazoa; Chordata; Actinopteri; Cypriniformes; Xenocyprididae
Exons: 6
Coding region: 697-1575 (292 amino acids)
Molecular function (GO): nucleic acid binding
Source: RefSeq, a predicted model, not a curated record